AGGAAGCAACCCACAUAAUGACAGGACAUAACUGCUGGGGAUACAGCCAGAAAGAUGGACCUUCUCUAUGGUAUAAGUCUUAUCCCAUUGCCCAAGGCAGCCGUCAAUCUCCAAUUGAUAUCAUCUCCAUGCAAGCUAUCUAUGACCCCAGUUUGAAGCCUCUCAAUAUUUCCUACGAAUCGGAUUCAUCUCUUGGUAUCUCCAACAAUGGACAUUCCGUUAUGGUGGAUUUCAAGGAUGUAGAUGACAAAACAGCUAUCAGUGGAGGCCCCUUGGAAAAUCCUUAUAGGCUGAAGCAAUUCCAUUUUCACUGGGGGACAAGCCAGAAGUGUGGAUCCGAACAUACCAUUAAUGGGAAAUCUUUCCCUUGCGAGCUUCAUUUAGUUCACUGGAAUGCCAAGAAAUAUACAACGUUUGGAGAAGCUGUAGCUGCCCCAGAUGGCCUUGCCGUGAUGGGGGUUUUCUUAGAGGUUGGAGAAGAACAUGCUACUAUGAACCGAUUGACUGAUGCCUUCUAUAUGGUCAAAUUUAAAGGAACAAAAGCUGAAUUCAGAUCUUUCAACCCAAGCACUCUGCUUCCUGCUGGCAAAAAGUACUGGACUUAUGCCGGAUCUUUGACAACACCACCACUUCAUGAGAGUGUAACCUGGAUAGUACUGAAGGAAGCGAUCCAAAUAUCAGAGAAACAGAUGGAGAAAUUCAGAAGUCUUCUUUUUACGACAGAGGAAGAUGAAAAAAUCCCAAUGGUGAAUAAUUUUCGGCCCCCUCAGCCUCUUAAGGGAAGGGUCGUUCGCGCGUCCUUCAGGAAAGCCGGCGGCCACCACCAAGCCUUGCCUUUCCACCCCGCCUUCGCCGAGGGCAACCCGGCUUAUGAUCGCAGAGGCGGCAGCCCGGUGAGGCCAUCCGAGGACAAGCGAGGCCGGGCAGAGGGCGGGUCGUAUGAAUCCAAACGGGGCUGCUCCUUGCCGGCUUCUCCAACCCCCACCAAAAAAAAACCAGCCGCAAGAGCCAAACGGGUCGACACGCGGCUUUGGAGAACGUGGGUACUUGCGCGCACGUGGAGCUUUCCGUGUUUGCAGGCGCUGCGGUCCUGGGGUUGUUGGGUUUUUGACUUUGGGAAAACGGGGCUCUGA
Pantherophis guttatus is the source of this 1133-nucleotide messenger RNA. The record is from RefSeq and is a predicted model, not a curated record. Lineage: Eukaryota; Metazoa; Chordata; Lepidosauria; Squamata; Colubridae.